UCUAUGGAAUUUUGGACGUAAACAAAACUAAUGCUGAAGGGUGAUAAUGCUAACAAAAAAUGUUUUAAACUUACAGAUUUUGAGAAGUGCACGGGUUUUAUUUUAUUUUUCACCCGGUAUCAGAUGGAGGUGGCGGAGACUCCCGGCACAGCGGCAAAGCGGCCGCAGUGCUAGCAGCGACGUGUCCGGCGUCCCGCCGGAGGACAUCAGGAACUUCAGCAUCAUUGCGCACGUGGACCACGGCAAGAGCACGCUGGCGGACCGGCUGCUGGAGGGGGCGGGCGCCAUGGCCCGGGACUCGGGGCGGCACCAGGUGCUGGACAGCUUGCAGGUGGAGCGCGAGAGGGGCAUCACCGUCAAGGCCCAGGCGGCGUCCCUCGCGUACGUCCGGGACGGCAGGACCUACCUGCUGAACCUGAUGGACACCCCGGGCCACGUGGACUUUGCCAACGAGGUGUCGCGCUCCCUGGCAGCUUGCCAGGGCGUGGUGUUGCUGGUGGAUGCCAACGAGGGCGUCCAGGCACAGACCGUGGCCAACUUCCACCUGGCAGCCGGCAAGCAGCUCGUCGUCAUUCCUGUCCUCAACAAAGUGGACCUGAAACACGCUGAUCCUGACCGUGUCUCGGAACAGCUCACCAAGCUGUUCGGCUUUCGCAAAUCAGAUAUUAUAAAGAUCUCUGCUAAGUUCGGCACGGGCGUGGACGACGUGAUCCGCACGAUAAUCGAGCGGGUGCCGCCUCCACCGGCCGAUCGCUCUGCGCCGUUUAGAGCUCUCCUCUUCGACAGCUGGUAUGAUCGAUACCGAGGAACGGUGUCGCUUGUCUACGUCACGGAUGGGAGUGUGAAAAUGGGAGAUAGAAUUGUGUCUCUUCAUUCCGGCAAGAACUACGAAGUGCGAGGCUUGGGGCUUUUGAGGCCUCAUGAAGAACCAACCGAUCAGUUGUUGGCCGGGCAGGUGGGCUACGUCACGUGCAACAUGCGCUCCACCAAGGAAGCACACAUUGGUGACACGCUACACCUCAAGGACUGUGCUGUCACACCACUGCCAGGCUUCAGGCCAGCACGCCCCAUGGUGUACGCAGGGGUGUACCCCACCGACCAGUCCCAGCACCUGUCCCUUCGAGCUGCCAUAGACAAGCUUGUGCUCAACGACUCUGCCGUGUCCGUUGCUAACGAGUCCAGCCCCGCGCUGGGGCAGGGCUGGCGACUCGGCUUCCUGGGGCUGCUCCACCUGGAGGUGUUCACUCAGCGCCUGGACCAGGAGUUCGACGCCCAGGCCAUCGUCACGGCACCCAGCGUGCCUUACAAGGCCACAAUUUUUGGUGCUAAGAACAUAAAGAAGUAUGGUGGAUCAGAAAUUGUGAUAUCCAAUCCUGCCCACUUUCCAGACCUGAGUAUUGUGUCGGAAUUUUUAGAGCCAAUGGUUCUUGGAACAAUAAUCACGCCAGAUAAGUACCUGGGCUCUGUUACUACACUAUGCAUGGAAAAGCGAGGUGAGAAAAAGAGUUCUACAUACAUAGAUAAUGAGAGAGUUAUGGUACAGUUCAUCUUGCCUCUGAAUGAAGUUGUAGUAGAUUUCCACGACAUCCUCAAGUCUGUUUCUUCAGGUUAUGCUAGUUUUGACUACGAAGAUUAUGGAUAUGUGCCAUCGAAACUCGUAAAGCUGACCAUCCUGUUGAACGGUGUGGUGGUUGAUGAACUAGCAACCAUCGUGCACAUAUCCAGGGCGUACAACACGGCUCGGCAGAUGUGCCUCAAGCUGAAGGACACCAUUCCCAGGCAGAUGAUACAGAUUUCCAUCCAAGCUGUGGUCCAAGGGAAGAUUGUGGCCAGAGAAACUUUACAACCCUACCGGAAGGAUGUUACUGCAAAGUUGUAUGGAGGUGAUGUAACCAGAAGAAUGAAACUAUUAAAGCAACAAGCAGAAGGGAAAAAGAAAAUGAAGAAAGUGGCAAACAUAGAGCUGCCUCACAAAACUUUUAUUGAAGUUUUGAAACGAUGACUGCUAUGAAUGUGUGCUACUGAAUUUGUGAUUGAAUAAAAUAUACGUUAUUUUAUGUGA
Bacillus rossius redtenbacheri is the source of this 2062-nucleotide messenger RNA. RefSeq names its product translation factor GUF1 homolog, mitochondrial (gene waw). Gene Ontology annotation, biological process: positive regulation of translation. Lineage: Eukaryota; Metazoa; Arthropoda; Insecta; Phasmatodea; Bacillidae. Gene Ontology annotation, cellular component: mitochondrion. The record is from RefSeq and is a predicted model, not a curated record. Gene Ontology annotation, molecular function: mitochondrial ribosome binding; GTPase activity; GTP binding.